Molecule: messenger RNA, 3012 nt
Organism: Biomphalaria glabrata
Lineage: Eukaryota; Metazoa; Mollusca; Gastropoda; Planorbidae
Exons: 2
Coding region: 1-3012 (1003 amino acids)
Source: RefSeq, a predicted model, not a curated record
AUGUCAGAGGUGGAACUUCCAGCUGUGUUAGAGGUGGAACUACCAGUUAUGUCAGAGGUGGAACUACCAGUUAUGUCAGAGGUGGAACUACUAGCAAUGUUAGUGGUGGAACCACCAGCUGUGUUAGAGAUGGAACUACCAGUUGUGUUAGAGAUGAAACUACCAGCUGUGUUAGAGAUGGAACUACCAGCUGUGUUAGAGGUGAAACUACCAGCUGUUUUAGAGAUGGAACUACCAGCUGUGUUAGAGGUGGAACUAACAGCUGUGUUAGAGAUGAAACUACCAGCUGUGUUAGAGGUGGAACUACCAGCUGUGUUAGAGGUGGAACUACCAGCUGUGUUAGAGGUGGAACUACCAGCUGUGUUAGAGAUGAAACUACCAGCUGUGUUAGAGGUGGAAAUACCAGCUGUGUUACAGAUGAAACUACCAGCUGUGUUAGAGGUGGAACUUCCAGCUGUGUUAGAGGUGCAACUACUAGCAAUGUUAGUGGUGGAACUACCAGCUGUGUUAGAGAUGAAACUACCAGCUGUGUUAGAGGUGGAAAUACAAGCUGUGUUAGAGAUGAAACUACCAGCUGUGUUAGAGGUGGAACUUCCAGCUAGUGGAACUACCAGCUGUGUUAGAGAUGGAACUACCAGCUGUGUUAGAGGUGAAACUACCAGCUGUGUUAAAGAUGCAACUACUAGCAAUGUUAGAGGUGAAACUACCAGCUGUUUUAGAGAUAGAACUACCAGCUGUGUUAGAGGUGUAACUAACAGCUGUGUUAGAGAUGAAACUUCCAGCUGUGUUAGAGGUGGAACUACCAGCUGUGUUAGAGGUGGAACUACCAGCUGUGUUAGAGGUGGAAAUACCAGCUGUGUUAGAGAUGAAACUACCAGCUGUGUUAGAGGUGGAACUACCAUCUGUGUUAGAGGUGCAACUACUAGCAAUGUUAGUGGUGGAACUACCAGCUGUGUUAGUGUUGGAACUACUAGCUGUUUUAGAGGUGAAACUACCAGCUGUGUUAGAGAUGAAACUACCAGCUGUGUUAGAGGUGAAACUACUAGCAAUGUUAGAGGUGAAACUACCAGCUGUUUUAGAGAUGGAACUACCAGCUGUGUCAGAGGUGGAACUACCAGCUGUUUUAGAGGUGAAUCUACUAGCUGUUUUAGAGAUGGAACUACCAGCUGUGUCAGAGGUGGAACUACCAGCUGUUUUAGAGAUGGAACUACCAGCUGUUUUAGAGAUGGAACUACCAACUGUGUCAGAGAUGGAACUACCAACUGUGUCAGAGAUGGAACUACCAGCUGUGUCAGAGGUGGAACUACCAGCUGUUUUAGAGAUGAAUCUACCAGCUGUGUUAGAGGUGGAACUACCAGUUGUGUUACAGAUGAAACUAACAGCUGUGUUAGAGGUGGAACUACCAGCUGUGUUAGAGUUGCAACUACUAGCAAUGUUAGUGGUGGAACUACCAGCUGUGUUAGAGAUGAAACUACCAGCUGUGUUAGAGAUGCAACUACUAGCAAUGUUAGAGGUGAAACUACCAUCUGUUUUAGAGAGGGAACUACCAGCUGUGUCAGAGGUGGAACUACCAGCUGUUUUAGAGAUGAAUCUACUAGCUGGUUUAGAGAUGGAACUACCAGCUGUGUCAGAGGUGGAACUACCAGCUGUUUUAGAGAUGGAACUACCAGCUGUUUUAGAGAUGGAACUACCAACUGUGUCAGAGAUGGAACUACCAGCUGUGUCAGAGGUGGAACUACCAGCUGUGUUAGAGAUGAAAUUACCAGCUGUGUUACAGGUGGAACUACCAGCUGUGUUAGAGAUGAAACUACCAGCUGUGUUAGAGGUGGAACUACCAGCUGUGUUAGAGGUGCAACUACUAGUAAUGUUAGUGGUGGAACUACCAGCUGUGUUAGAGAUGGAACUACCAGUUGUGUUAGAGAUGAAACUACCAGCUGUGUUAGAGAUGGAAAUUCCAGCUGUGUUAGAGGUGAAACUACCAGCUGUGUUAAGGAUGUAACUACUAACAAUGUUAGAGGUGAAACUACCAGCUGUUUUAGAGAUGGAACUACCAGCUGUGUUAGAGGUGGAACUAACAGCUGUGUUAGAGAUGAAACUACCAGCUGUGUUAGAGGUGGAACUACCAGCUGUGUUAGAGGUGGAACUACCAGCUAUGUUAGAGGUGGAACUACCAGCUGUGUUCGAGAUGAAACUACCAGCUGUGUUAGAGGUGGAAAUACCAGCUGUGUUAGAGAUGAAACUACCAGCUGUGUUAGAGGUGGAACUACCAUCUGUGUUAGAGGUGCAACUACUAGCAAUGUUAGUGGUGGAACUACCAACUGUGUUAGAGAUGAAACUACCAGCUGUGUUAGAGGUGGAAAUACAAGCUGUGUUAGAGAUGAAACUACCAGCUGUGUUAGAGGUGGAACUACCAGCUGUGUUAGACGUGCAACUACUAGCAAUGUUAGUGUUGGAACUACCAACUGUGUUAGAGGUGGAACUACCAGCUGUGUUAGAGAUGAAAUUACCAGCUGUGUUACAGGUGGAACUACCAGCUGUGUUAGAGAUGGAACUACCAGCUGUGUUAGAGGUGAAACUACCAGCUGUGUUAAAGAUGCAACUACUAGCAAUGUUAGAGGUGAAACUACCAGCUGUUUUAGAGAUAGAACUACCAGCUGUGUCAGAGGUGGAACUACCAGCUGUUUUAGAGAUGGAACUACCAGCUGUUUUAGAGAUGGAACUACCAGCUGUGUUAGAGGUGGAACUACCAGCUAUGUUAGUGGUGGAACUACCAGCUGUGUUAGAGGUGGAACUAGCAACUGUGUCAGAGGUGGAACUACCAGCUGUGUUAGAGGUGGAACUACCAGUUGUGUUAGUGGUGGAACUACCAGCUGUGUUAGAGGUGGAACUACCAGCUGUGUCAGAGGUGGAACUACCAGCUGUGUUAGAGAUGAAACUACCAGCUGUGCUAGAGAUGGAACGAUUUUAGCCGUUGCACUAAUGAUUCCUGAUACUGAAAAUAAUUAUAAUUGA